UCGCUCAUGCACUAAGCUCUCCUAGACCUUUCCCAGUGCAGCACUUCCGCCCACACUUCUCUCCUCCCAGAGUGCAGCGCGGCGCCCAGUCAGCUGAUCGAGCAAUACAGAUGAAGCUGGUUGGUGAUAGCAGGCUGAUAGGCUGGUUACCAUGCAGAUGCAUUUCGCUUUCUCGAAUGAAGUGACUUUGUUGUUUGAUAUCUGGACAGUCCGGACUCUAGCAGGUCUCGUGCUUUCAUGUGUGGUCGUUCUGCUGCUCACUGUCGUCUAUGAGAUCUCCAAGGUGUUGAAGUCCAAUCUUCUAUCCCGGGUCCUGCUGACUCUGCCACUAACCCCCGAUUCCUCUCUGUCACCGUCGCUGAUUUCUGAUAGUGAAGCCAAUGUUUCUGCAAACUCUGACCCGCUGCUGACACACAGACCCUUGUCUCCUGGGGAGAAUGCCGAGCUUCUGGGAACCUUUCCUGUCCGAUACUCUUCCUCUAACUGUCGAUGGUGGUUCCUGCACUCCUCAUUGGCUCUGCUGCACACGUCGCAGGUUUUCCUUGGAUAUGGUCUGAUGUUGUGUGUCAUGUCCUACAAUUCUGCCAUUUUCUUGUCGGUUAUCGUUGGGUCUGGCCUUGGAUAUUACUUGGCCUUCCCUCUUCUUGCUAAAUUCCCAAAGGCGCACAGUCUGUAGAAUCCUGCUGCUGGGAGGAGUACAGAUAAUUGGUCCGUCUUCCAGAUAUUACUUGCACUAAUUACUACGAGCUUUUUACAUGAUGUCUCGGGUAUAAUAACUGGCCCUCGCAUCUCUGAACUAAACCCUCUACCUAUGGUUACACUCCUAUACAUCCUGAUUAGAAGGACCCCUAUUCAUUAGCCUAAUCGGCAGUUUGGGUAUAGAGUUUGGUUGCACAGCUGUAGGGUCCAGGGACACAUAAGAUAGGUGGCCUUUAUUUUUUUUUAACCUGUUUUUAGUACAUUAUGGUGUACCCCCCACCUCUUAAUCUGCCCACACUGCAGCAGAAAUAUAAAAAAUGUUAUUUAAUUAAAUUUUAGCUGUCCAGCUAUUAGGUGGUCUUGAACAUGCUAUCCUGUGUGAUCUCUGUACAUCUGGGAUAUGCAAUUAGCGGACCUCCAGCUGUUGCAAAACUACAAGUUCCAUCAUGCCU
This is a messenger RNA of Rana temporaria (common frog), 1151 nucleotides long. It is a transcript of the gene SLC31A2, whose product is annotated as solute carrier family 31 member 2. Gene Ontology annotation, biological process: copper ion transmembrane transport. The record is from RefSeq and is a predicted model, not a curated record. Lineage: Eukaryota; Metazoa; Chordata; Amphibia; Anura; Ranidae. Gene Ontology annotation, molecular function: copper ion transmembrane transporter activity. The transcript is spliced from 4 exons. The coding region runs from base 152 to 676 and encodes 174 amino acids. Gene Ontology annotation, cellular component: membrane.